CUGCUCCUCAUCCCGACCGUCCACCGAUCCCAACGCUUCCUCCGUCGCGUGCCGCGGCGGGUGGCACGGUCGAUGGAGUCGCCGCUGACGCGCUUGGGGUCGCAAGACCAGCUGGGCUCCGACCGCCCGGACUCGCCCACUUAUUCGGACAAAGAUGCCGAGGAGGAGGAGGAAGGCGCCGAAGCGGAGGCACGUCGGAACAAGAGGAAUGCCCGGAUGACCCGCACCACGACUUUGGACAAUGCGGAGAUGGAAGCCAUGAUGUUGCAAGAGGAGUUGGAGGAGAUGGAAGCUGAGCGUGCUGCCAAGGAGAGACACCUCCAAAUGUCGCAGAAGGCGGUGCCCUGGGUGGAGACCCAGUUCUUUGCCAUGUUGAUGGCUGCAGUGGUCUUAGCCAACUCCGUGGUCAUCGGAUUCGGCUGCAGCGGGUCACGAUGGAAUCAGUGCCGGGUCACUGCAGCUGCGAUGGAAAGAUAUUCCACCAUCCAAUGGGUGUUCAAUGGACCACCCUACAUUACUUAGGGAUCUCUAUUGGACACCCGUUGGAUGAUCCAGGUUGGUUUGUGCCGUGCUCAUCCCAAUUUCAGCCGCUGCAGGCAGGCCACGGGGUCAAGCCUGAUCCCCACAGUGGUCGUUAGUGUGUCACCCAGCCCGAACCGACCACUGAACAGGGGAUUCGCCUUCAACGGGUGGGAACCCAAUGUAAGAUGGAUUCCUUGGAGAAGGAGAACCUUGAGCAGAUGGCCAACCCCGAGGAUGCUGGUCCAAAGAAGUAUGUCACCGUUGAGCUCAACAUCACUGAUUUAGCAUUCAGGUGGUUGUCCAUGGGAAGCCGUCUUCAUUUCAACCGCGAAGGCCAAUUAUUGCAGAUAUAUGGUCCAUGUAGCUGCAAUUGGCCUUGUAUAGUGCUCUCUUUAAUGAGGCGAGGGAUGCCGACAGGCGCCUUGGGAGGCUGAUCCUGAAUGGAUGGAUCAAGUUCUCAUCGUUGGAGACACAGGUGGGCAGUUUUUUUUGGAAAUUCAUUGAUCUUAGAC
Durusdinium trenchii is the source of this 1034-nucleotide messenger RNA. NCBI's taxonomy places the organism in Eukaryota, Dinophyceae, Suessiales, Symbiodiniaceae. The record is from the annotation of a GenBank genome assembly.